AUGGAUGCUACGCGCAUAUUCUAUCGCGGGUCUACGCUAAACAACGAGGCUCCGGGCCCGGACCAGAGUAUGGUAUCGGCAAAGGGUCAUAUCGGAAGUCGCGACGAGUUGUGGCCGCCGCUUACAAAGGAGGAGCUCUGGAAAAAUGACAUGAGUGCUUGGAAGGCUGUGCCUUCUUUGCCAUGUGGAGAUAUUCAACAAACGGCACCGGGUUUAACUAAGAUGGUUAUAGAGUAUAUACAGGAUAUAGAGCGCCGUCUGAACACAUUCCGUGACACGACAUCAGCUUUUGAAAUCGACCUUCGUCUUCCCGACCGCUUGAGCAACGACAUCCCUCCACCUUCAUAUGACGAGGCAAUUAGCGAUCUCCCUCCCGAUUACUCUGUGGCUGCACCGCUAGCUCAAAGGAGAGCAUGGGCUUAUGAGACGGGCGUAGAGGAAAGUAGGGAUUCCAAGACACGGUCUUCGCAUCGGAUUAUUGAUUUUGAGAGCCCCUCCGGCAUUCGGGAACAUAAAGGUAAGAAGAAAAAGGGAGGUCCUGCGAAGCCCGCCGCGCCGCCGCCCGCGAACGAUCCACCUCCACCACCACCGGAAGAGAACAGCGAUAAGCCGGAUGAUGGAGGCGGCGAUGCAGGUGGGUCUGGAGACGGGAAUGGCGAUGAUGGCAAUAAUGGCGACGAUGAUGGCUGGGGAGACCCCUGGGGCACAGCAGCAAGUUCAAAGAAGAAAAAGCAACAGAAGAAAGAGGAGGAAGAACGGCUUGCCAAAGAAGAGGAGGAUCGAAAAGCCCAAGAAGAGGCCGACGCAGCCAAAAACACAGGACUGAGCUGGGCGGAUGACGCUGCUGGGGACAACGACGACUCGUGGGCUGGCGUCGGGGUCGGGAAGAAGAAGAAAAAGGGCAAAGUGGAACCGGCGGGCGAUCUCCAAGAUGUGAGUCUCAAUGAUGGAGCCCCGCAGCUUGACCUGAAUCUUGAUUCUCAAAAAUCCGCCGGAUUCAAUUUCGGCGGAUGGGGGAGUGGUGGCGGCGGCGGCGGUGGUAAUAAAUGGGGACUCGAUUCUCUUUCAGGCGCAACUGGGGGGAAAGAUACCAACCCAUGGGGAGGUGGCCUCAAAUCUGAUCCUUUGAACACUUCUAUGGGAUUUGGCUUUGGAGGAGGCUUUGAUCCCACUCCAGCUACGAAUGGUGACCCUAAGGCCGCCGAUGAUGGCUGGGGAAAUAUGUUGUCGGGUAGCAAGAAGGACAAGAAGAAAACCGAGGAGCCUGUCCCUGAGGAGCCACCUAAGGCCCCGGAGCCGCCUGCAACUGAUGAUUGGCUAGGCGGUUUUGGUACAAAGAAGAAUAAGAAGCAGAGGAAAGAAGAGGAAAGAAAGAAGAAGGAGGAGGAGGAAGAAAAGAAACGUCAAGAGGAGGAGGAGAGGAAGAAGCAGGAAGAAGAGGAAGCUGAGGCGGAGAGAAAGAGACAAGAAGAAGAGGAACGGCUUCGACAGGAAGAGGAGGAACGCCUGGCGAAAGAAGAGGAAGAGCGAAAAGCAAAGGAGGAAGAAGAACGGAAGGCUAAAGAGGAAGCAGAAAAGAACGACGGUUGGGGCUGGGGCUUCAGUGCCACCGACAAGAAGAAUAAGAAGAAGAAAGGGAAGGCUGUCCCGGAACCUGCCCCGGAACCACCUCGAGAGCCUACGCCUCCUCCAGCCGAACCAGAGCCAGAGCCAGAGCCAGAUCCAGAUCCAGAGCCAGAGCCAGCAGACUGGAAACCCGAUUUCCCAGAUGACCCGCUCUACGAUGACUGGUUUAACCUAUCAUCUAAAGAGAGAAAGAAGCGCGAGAGAAACUUGGCCAAGAAGGGACUGCCUCUUCCUGGACGAGAUUUCCCUCUAGAGCCUCCAUCAAAAGCAGACCCGGCCCCAGAACCUGAACCGGUCCAAGAAACGCCUGCCGAUCCAGAGCCGGUUCCAAACGAGGACAACCAACUAGUCGAGAUAGCCCAGGAACAACCUGAAGAAGAUCCAGUCGAGGACGGUGGGUGGGCAGGAAUCUGGGGCUCUUCAAAGGACAAGAAAAAGUCCAAGAAGAACAGGAUCUCAGAAGAGCCUCCGCCCCCUGCCCCCACGCCUCCAUCUCUAGGUCUCGAGCGGGAGUUUACCAGGGAAUCCGAGAACAAUCAAGAUUCCAUCUGGGAUGAUCAUGAUAGCAAGCCUGCAAAGUCAGCCAAGAAAGCAGAGACCCCAAAGGCCGCCAAAGGGUUCUGGGCCAGUCUGGGAGCAGCGACGAUGGGCACAACCAAAACAAAGACCCUCAAGAAAAAGACCGAGGAGAAGCCUAAGGAACUCGACCCCGUGGAAGAAACAACCCCAGCUGCCGAACCUGAUCUUCUCAUUGAUAUUGGUGACGAGAAGGAGGAUGUCCCGCCUGAGGCGCCUGAAGCGCCAGUCGCGCCAGAAGCACCUGAGCCAGACGCGCCAGCCGCGGUGUCAGCUAAGACGGGUGUUGCCACCUCCAAGUCCAAACCAUCAACAAAACUCUCUGUUGCGGAGCGCAUCAGCGCUCUCGAAAAAGCAAAGAAAGAGAGGCAGAAAGAGAAAGAUGCCGUGGAAAAAUUAAAGCUAAAAGAUAAGGACACCGCCCGGUCUGCAUCAGACCCACCCCCACAGGAAGACCUAGUAGACGUCGAGCCCAGCAAGGAAGAGCGCUCGCACGACUCGGUGCCAGGCAGCUUCCCUGACGCUUUUGACGACGAUAUUGAGGAGACUCCACCAGCAGAGCCUGGACCCGAACCAGAACCCGAGCCCGAAUCUAAAAAGGAGGAGCCUCUGCUAUCAAAGAAGGAAAAGAAAAAGAGGGAGAAGGAGAAGGAAAAAGAAAAGGAAAGGGAGAAGGAAAAAGAGAGGGAAAGGAGAAGGAAGGAGAAAGCGAAGCUUUUAGAAUCUGAGUCUGCAAAGAAAAAGAAGGCAAAGGAGCCCGAGCCGGAACCCGAGCCUGAACCAGCGGCUGAGCCCGAACCGGAACCAGAACCAGAACCAGAACCAGAACUGACAAAGACCGAAAAGAAGAAGAAGAAAUCGAAGAAGGUUGAGCCCGAGCCGGAACCGGCCCCUGAACCGGAGCCCGAACCCGUAUCAAAGGCCGACAAGAAGAAGAAAAAGGGCAAGGAAGUUGAACCCGAGCCAGCGCCGGAGCCUGAUGCUGCACCAGCCGAAGAGGGAGAGAAAGGCCCAGGCGUUGAAGAAGAGCCAGAACCUGCUCCAAAGCCUGAAAAGAUGGCCAAAAAGAGCAAGAAAGGUUCGAAAAAGGCUAUACCGCCACAAGAACCUCUUACUGCUGACGAUAUGAUGGCGUCCGGUGCGCUAGACGCAGAUGCCGAAAACCCGCCUUCACCGGAGACAACGCCAGAAAAGCCCGCCAAAAAGGAACGUUCGCGCGCUGAGCGCUCAGCUGCGCCUGCGUCUUGGGGAUUUUUCGGCGCCACACCUCCAAGGAAACCGCGCACCGCUGAGGCUAGGCUUAGCAAGAAGGAGCCUUCACCGGCAGUUUCGCGGUCCAAAUCGACGAAGCAGACAAGGGCGAGAGAAUCAGAGAACGAAGGCGAGAGAUCCUCGGCAUCUGACAGACGCCGAGAUGCCAGGGCUAGCCGUGGCAUGGGGUUCUCUAACUUUAUUCUCGGCACGCCUCCGCAGCCUUCCCGAACUAAGUCGGUUAGAAAAUCUGCCGCACAUGACUCUAAGCGGUCAUCACGACACCAAUCAGUCGAUAUUGACGAGGCUGGAUUUCCCACUCCUCCGGAUGACGGCCCUGUUCCGGACAAAGCAGCGAAAUUGAUGGGCGUUAAGGAAUCGUCAUCUAGAAAAGACAGACACAGGGAACGGAGGAAAUCUCGUGCGCCCGAUCCAUAUGCUAUUGAGGACGAAGAUCUGGUCGUGGUGGACCGAGAGGACGUUGAGCAACCUUCCAAGGAGGGUUCAAGACAUUCAGGUUCUAGACACUCGGGCCGACCUUCGGCGAGACGGUCGAGAUCAAACCCCGAAGAGCCUCGAGAAGAUGAGGAGAAGGGCCCCGAUGUAUUCUCUGGUCCAGACGACAUCGCCUUUGUCGAAGCCCCACCAUCAAGAGAACGGGAACGACGCGUAAAGCGGUCAAAUACCAUGCCUAAAAAGCAAGAGUCCACCGGUCUUAUGGGUUUGCUUGGGUCUUUACGGAGAAAUGCAAAGCCUGAGGCCCCAGCACCAGCCCCAGAGCGUCGCAAAUCUCGUUCUCGUCGUGAUGACGACACACGAUACGCGACGGAGACUGAGCGCGAUGAGACUCGACGUCGCCGUGAUGAUCGGAAAAGACGCUCUAUGCGUCCGGACAUAGAUGGCGAGGAAGGUGCUCCUGAGCCUGCUGUCGUCGGUGCUUUCCCUGAUGCAGAGGCUGAAGAUGUGGAGGCUCGGAAGGCAGCACGGAGAGCUAAACGUGCAUCGCGACAAGCCCCGCAGGCUGCUGCUGAUGAGCUACGGGAGACCGAGCUCCGGGAAGCUGAGGAGCGACGGGCACGUCGGAGAGAGGAAAAGGCCCGCCAACGAGAGGAAAGGGCCCGUGAGCGCGAAAAGCAUGAGAAACAACUUCGAGAAGAAGAGGAGCAUCGUCGCGAGGAGAAGCGCGCCCGUAGAACAGCUCGUGAAGAGCGUAUCCGCAGGGAAGAGCAGGAAACUCGGGAAGCGGAGGCUCGCUUGGCCGCUGAAAGGCGAGAGCGCAGGCGGCAGAGAGAAGCAGAAUUGCACGAAAACCCUGGUUAUGAACAACGACAGAGACCGCACCGUUCGCGGGUAGACGACAGAGGCGCGAGAGACUUCUAUCUCGAUAGCCAUGAUCCUGAAAGAACUCGCUUCACUCAACGGUCCAGAGAUGAUGAAAAAUCGAGCCGCCGGAAAUCCAAAGCGCCUCCAGAUACGACGAGACCUACACCCAUGCCAUUUGGAGCACGCAAGGAUAAAACAUCGUCGUGGGUAGAUUCGCAGGCCGAUGAGCCCCCGGAGCCACCACCAAUCGUGCCGACCGUGCUGGAUAUGCCCCCGGGACCUGAAGAUGAAAUUCCUGGCCACACAAUGUCAUCAGAUGAAGAAGCCCGUCGCGAGCUUCGCCGUCAGUCGCGCCGUCGGAGCAAGUAUCCCGGAUUGGACGACCAGGAGAUUGGGGAUCUCCGUGCGAGAAAGCGUGAAGACCGAAGAGCAGAGCGCGAAAAUGGCAAGACCAGCUCUAGUGGAGACUAUGAGCGAGACCGUGGGAUGAAGUACAAUCGAUAUGGAGCUGAGCCACCGAAAAGACCCGGUUGGCUGAAGAAGCUCACAACAUUUGGUUAA
Aspergillus puulaauensis is the source of this 5337-nucleotide messenger RNA. RefSeq lists its product as uncharacterized. The transcript is spliced from 5 exons. Bases 1 to 5337 code for a protein of 1778 amino acids. The record is from RefSeq and is a predicted model, not a curated record. Lineage: Eukaryota; Fungi; Ascomycota; Eurotiomycetes; Eurotiales; Aspergillaceae.